This is a messenger RNA of Apus apus (common swift), 6422 nucleotides long. RefSeq names its product solute carrier family 6 member 5 (gene SLC6A5). Gene Ontology annotation, biological process: glycine import across plasma membrane; synaptic transmission, glycinergic; sodium ion transmembrane transport. Gene Ontology annotation, molecular function: glycine:sodium symporter activity. NCBI's taxonomy places the organism in Eukaryota, Metazoa, Chordata, Aves, Apodiformes, Apodidae. The transcript has 16 exons. Bases 174 to 2474 code for a protein of 766 amino acids. Gene Ontology annotation, cellular component: membrane. The record is from RefSeq and is a predicted model, not a curated record.
CUUAUUAUCAAGAAAAUGUCAAACGAAGGGCACCUUGCUAUGCACUGACGCAAACCCAGUCUUUCCCAAGGAAGUAUAGAAAGCUUUGCUCUGGACUGGGCAAAAUCCAGUCUUGUCAAUUGCCUGUAGUGCUGGUUUUACCUCUACCGAGUCCACCUGGAGCUGUUUAAGACAUGGAUUACGCCAGUCAAAGGGAUAUGAGCAAGCAGGUUGUGAACAGUCCUGAAACCGGUACUCCUGGACCCACUGAAGGUGCGGGAGUUGUAAGAAUCAGUCCCGAAAAUGAGCCGCAGAAUGCCCCAUCUCAAGCCCCUGCCAGGCUUCCCCGGUCGGUUUCUAACGACAACAAACCACUUCCCUCCGAAGAAACUAAACCAAAUGAUUUUGAGAGGACCAAAGUCGGGAUCUGCAAGCUCAGCAGCACCCCGGUGCAAGCCAACUCCGCUCUCCGGAGAGAAUCCGUGGAAACCUUUCUGUGCAAGCACGGUCCCGGGGCAGGGGCCGCCGGGCAAGCUCCUAUCCCCCACUGCAAAAUUCCCGCUUUGCAAAGCACUGACGGGGACACUAAUCUAAACCUUGGUAAGAGCACACUGGAGCAAAACAACGCCAAGGGCGCCUGGGUGACCUUGAGCCAGAGUACCGUGGUACUGGGCACAGAUGGCAACACUUCUGUUCUUCCCGGCAGAGUGGAGGGGGAAGAUGAUGCAGGGGAUGAAAAUAAAGCCCGAGGGAACUGGUCUAGCAAACUGGAUUUCAUCCUCUCCAUGGUGGGUUAUGCAGUGGGGCUGGGCAAUGUCUGGAGGUUCCCGUACCUGGCCUUUAAGAAUGGGGGAGGUGCGUUUCUCAUCCCCUAUUUGAUGAUGUUGGCUCUAGCUGGGAUCCCCAUUUUCUUCCUGGAAGUCUCCCUGGGGCAGUUUGCUAGUCAGGGGCCCGUGUCGGUCUGGAAAGCCAUCCCCGCCUUGCAAGGCUGUGGCAUCGCGAUGCUGAUCAUCUCCGUUCUAAUAGCCAUAUAUUACAAUAUUAUUCUGUGCUACACACUUUUCUACCUUUUUGCGUCCUUUGUACCCGUGCUACCUUGGGCUUCUUGUAACAACCCGUGGAACACGCCGGACUGUAAAGAUAAAAACAAACUUCUGUUAGAUUCCUGCAUUAUUGGUGACCACCCAAAAAUACAAAUCAAGAACUCUACUUUCUGUAUGAGUGCCUAUCCAAACUUGACUAUGGUUAACUUCACCAGUGAAGGAAACAAAACGUUUGUCAGUGGAAGUGAAGAAUACUUCAAGUACUUUGUAUUGAAGAUUUCAGCAGGGAUUGAAUAUCCUGGUGAGAUUAGAUGGCCCUUGGCACUGUCUCUUUUCCUAGCUUGGGUGAUUGUAUAUGCCUCCCUUGCUAAAGGAAUCAAGUCAUCAGGAAAAGUGGUGUACUUUACAGCUACAUUCCCUUAUGUAGUUCUCAUCAUCCUUCUUAUAAGAGGAGUAACUUUACCUGGAGCUGGAGCUGGAAUCUGGUACUUCAUCACACCCAAGUGGGAGAAGCUAAUUGAUGCUAUGGUUUGGAAGGAUGCUGCCACGCAGAUUUUCUUCUCCUUAUCUGCAGCAUGGGGAGGUCUCAUUACUCUCUCUUCUUACAACAAAUUCCAUAAUAAUUGCUACAGGGACACAUUGAUAGUCACAUGCACCAACAGUGCCACCAGUAUAUUUGCAGGCUUUGUCAUCUUCUCAGUUAUUGGCUUCAUGGCAAAUGAGCUCAAAGUGAAUAUUGAAGCUGUGGCAGACCAAGGUCCUGGAAUUGCUUUUGUGGUUUAUCCAGAAGCCUUAACCAGGCUUCCCCUCUCUCCCUUCUGGGCUAUAAUCUUCUUUUUGAUGCUUCUGACACUUGGAUUGGACACUAUGUUUGCCACUAUCGAGACUAUCGUGACCUCCGUUUCCGACGAGUUCCCCAAAUACUUACGUACGCACAAGGCGCUGUUCACUCUCGGGUGCUGUGUCUCCUUUUUCAUCAUGGGAUUUCCUAUGAUCACUCAGGGUGGAAUGUAUAUGUUACAGCUUGUGGAUACUUAUGCAGCCUCUUACUCUCUUGUCAUCAUUGCCAUCUUUGAGCUCGUUGGAGUUUCCUAUAUAUAUGGAUUGCAAAGAUUCUGUGAAGAUAUAGAAAUGAUGAUUGGAUUCCAGCCAAGUAAAUUCUGGAGAGUCUGUUGGGCAUUUGUGACCCCAACUAUUUUAACAUUUAUUCUUUGCUUCAGUUUUUACCAAUGGGAACCAAUGACUUAUGGAGCUUACCACUAUCCAGGCUGGUCCAUGGUGCUUGGAUGGCUGAUGCUGGCCUGCUCAGUUAUCUGGAUCCCAGUUAUGUUUGUGAUAAAAAUGCAUCUAGCCCCAGGGAAAUUUAUUGAGUAUCUCCUCAAGAAGCCAUCAUAUAAUUUGUGCCUAACUUUGUAUUCUUACAGUGGUAAGUGUAGUCUAGUUACCACCUGACAACAGUUAUUCGAAGUUAGAUGUGCUGUUCAACUUUGUGACUCCCCAUUUACUCUCCUAUAAACAUCUUUAUAUAACCUUUAGAUGAUGUAUUCUUCUCUUUCAACCAGUGGGGAAAUAGCAGAACCCCACUUGUCUAUAUAUUAUAUAUAUAACACUUAAAUUCUUCAAAGCAAUGUUAUCUCAGAAAUGUACAUGUUUUUUCUGGUUCGGUUUGUGGAUUUUUUUUGGUGUUUGGUUGGUUUUUUUAAUUAUUAUUUAAAACAUUUUCAAUAAACAAAAGAACAAAAACCCACAACCACUGCAGUCAUCCACACAGAUGCAGCCUUAGAUAGAAAAUAUUUGAGUGUUGGGGGAGAGGACAAUUUAUUUGAAGGCCAUUAUAACCUUUUAUAGCUAUAAGACAUCCUGAAUCAUUACAUGUUAGAAAUCAGAUAUAAGGGGUGAUAUCAAUCCUAAAAUUAGUUUUCUUACCUACUGGGCAGAGUAAAAAUAGAGCUUUUUAAGAGUACAUUUAUUUACCUGAAUAGAAAAUUAGCCCAAUUUAUUGUAAAUGUACUAGAAUGAGGGAGAAAAAUAUAUCUUCAAUAAUUGGCAAAACUGUAACCUUUACUAUCUUGUAAUAUCCUAUACAUAAAUAUAUGAUAUUUUUUAACAGUGAUCAGUGUUCAUGUAGUGUGUGUACUAGUGAUGUUUUAUGUCCCUAUAAAUAUCUUACCAGUGUAGAGAUAGUGAGCUUAGAGUAGUUUAGGUGGUUUUUUUCCUUCCCUGCACACACAACUGUAGUAGCCAGUAAAUGUUCUUUCCUUUCAGGGGACUGUUUCUAUCCCAUUCUUUUGUCUGUGUCUCGUCAUAUUACAGGGUCUCAGGUAACUCUUCAGUUCGUGUGUGUCUGUAGAUGAGUAGAUGUGUUGUCUCAUCCUGUUGAAGAAAACAAAACAAAAAACUAAACCUUAAUGUAACACUUCCACAAACUGUUAACUUAUUUUCUCUGUGUGUGUGUAUAUAUAUAUGUAUAUUCAAUAUAUUAAUCAUUUUGCUGAACAUCCUCUUUCAUGGGACAAUUAGUGUUGCCAGUUCAAGGCACUGCUGGAGACCUUUAAUCCUCAUGCAGGACAUGCAAAGUGUCCUCAGGGGUUGUCAAUGAGCAAAGUGAGGGCAGAUUUUGCAACGUUUUGUGCUGGCCCCUCAAUCCCCAGAAUCCCACUCCAUGGGCUCUGUUGGUCCCUGUCUCGCCUGGCAGCAAGACAGGACCCUUCUGUGAGCUUCUCUGCCUUAAAGCUGUGUCCCCUUCUUUCAUCUUUGCCUCCUGCUUUAAUAAGGGGCCUGUUAUUCUUACUUCUGGCUCUUGUUUUCCUGGCAGAGGUUUGAGAAGCCACAUUCUGUUUGAUGUGAUGAAGGGUCAUAAAGAUGAGCUGGAACUUUGGCCCCCAGGUCUACAUGGGGCUGAGGGGCCUUCUCUGGAUGAAGAGAAGAACCUAACUCAGCAUCUCUAGUGGGAAUUAGAUAUUUUUGUCAAGAUAAAUAGCUGUAGGCCUCUCUUUACCAGUAUUACCUAGGAUCUUAGUUUGAUUUUUGAAGUCCAGGCCAGUUUCUCCUCACUGCUACUGUGAUAAAAAGAAAUAUGCAUCCAUAGGUUUGUUCCUUUUUUUUAAAAACAGAAAACACACUCAAAUAGCUUAACAGUUCUGAAUCCUUUCACUUAGUAACUUAUCUCAGGUCAAGCAUUGGAACUGGGAUUAACUAAUUGCAAUAAAAUUACCUCAGUGUAAGGAUGUCAGUUACUGUUUACCUUAGGUAUAAAAGAGAUGUUAUUUGAAGUAGUACUGCUAGGUUGUGGUAUCUUUUCCUUCACUAAACCAGAAUGCCUAUGAAAAAAUUAAUUGCUUUCCAUGAUUUAUGUAAUUAAUCUCCUUGUUUUUAAUUGAGAUGUUGUUCCUGUGCCUGCUAAAUCAUUAGCACAGAAUUGGGCUUGACUUUGAAGCUCUGCAAACAGAUGAUGGUGAUUUUAUUCUAGCUGAUACUUGUAUUCAGCUUUAACCUCAGUUACUAGGUUUGCAAAAACAUUUGGGGAAGGGGAGAAAUGCAUAUAAAACUCACAGAAGAUAUUAAUUUUUCACUGUAUGUUGAAAACAGAUUCUUUUUCACACUGGCCUUCUAAAAAAAGUAUUUUACUGGCCAUAUCUGAAUGUUGAGAUUAAAUAAACCAGCAGUGUCUUCUUUAAAUGAGAAGUAAUCUUGAAGUUUGGGAAUGCACUUCAUUUACCAUCUUCUAGGAAAAGUUUGCAUGUACUUUGAUAAUUUUCUAAAAAUAAAUUUAAUAGCUAAUUAAAUACCAGUAAAGAUCUUUAAAAGAAAAAAAAAAAAGGAGGGGAAAAAGCCAUAUUAGUAAAAAUGUGAUGUAUGUACUUGCAGGUUUAUCUAUCUUGUGAGUAAAAAAUGUUAAAAUUUGGUGAAAUUACUUAUGUUGCACUUUUUUUUUUUCUUUGAAAUGAAAUUGAAUUUCUGAAUGAGCUGAGAUGCAUUACUGUAUGCAUUAAAGAUUAUACCUAAUGCAAAUGCUUGCCAUCUUCAAAUUCUUUGGGGUAUUCCUAGUGUUUUUAAUAUGCAAUGUUCAAAACCUGUGUUUCAGCUAGACAUGGCAGCACUUUGUUUCCAAAAGAAGGGUUUAACAAAAUGACCUUUAAUUGAGAAAGACUUGGAUUGUCUUUAUAUGAUCUUUCAAUUGGGUCAAAGUAGUCUUUUCCUUAGGUUCUGCUCCACUCACCAUGUUAGAUGUGCCCAGCACUGAAGAUCAUUGCUUCUGAUACACUGUGUGGCUAUUGCUUACCAUGAAAUUCCAACACCUGAUUUAUUUGAAAUACCUUUGGUCUGUUUGAGUAUAUGUAUUGUUGUGUGGUUAAUGUGAUUUCUUGUUGGUUAUGUUAAAGCAAUUCCUUAUUUGUGGCAGACAUUGGUUUCCUAUUGGUUUCUUACUCGGCAGCUUCACCUCUUGCAAUCAGAGAAAGACUUGUAAGAAUUGUGGGUUGCAGGCAAGGGGCAUUCCAGGGAGCUUCUCUGUUUUGCUAGUAACUCUGCUGUCAGAAACGCCUGUUGCUUGGUUUGUAGCUAAAUGGUGUGCACCUAAGGUACCUGUAUAAUGGCUGAAGCUUGAUAUUCCCGAGGGACUCAGGUUGAUGACUUAAGGAGGGGGAAGAGUUGGGGUAUUUGGGGGUUCGGCCUUUGUUACCCUCAGGCAGCCUGUCACCAAAGAGAGGUUAUCCUGAUGGGGUUUACAUCAUGUGAGAACUGGGCUGGACCUUCUUGCUUGCAGUAUUAUUAUUUGCCCAUCAUGUUUAAACACAUCUUCAGGUAACCAUUUGCCUUAUCGCUGUCUUCCAUUGUUCGGAAAAUUAUGGAUUGACUAAAACCUGUUGUUGUCUGUCAUUUACAUUAUGUAGUGUUACCUUGUAAGGUAGAUGCUUAGCUGGUACAAAUUGUCACAGCUUUGUUUGGAGCUGUGACCAUUUACACCCGCUGAGAAUUUGCGCCCUGUGUCCUAUGGCACUUUAUUAACAGACCCAUCGCUGAUGGGUUAAAUCUUAAUUACUUGCGUAAUGUCAUAUAUAUAUAUAUAUAUUUACAGGCAUUCUAUGGGGUACUGCUGCCUAUGGAUAAAGAUUUGUACCCUAACCAGGUCAUUAUAAUUUUUUUUUUCAUUAGCUAUAAGUGGAGAAGAUCUAUUAUGUUACAAAGGAUGCAUCAUAUAUAUCUCAUGUAGUGCAUAUUAUAAUGCUGUCUGUUGUUAAUUUAAGAAAUCAUUAUUCUUGAGGCCCUACCUCAGAUUUUGUAUUUAUGUGUACAAAUGCAAUUUAUUGUAUUAUAUAUUUGCCUAUGAUAUUUGAAUGUGAUAAAAUUAUUCAAGAAUGUAUGGGCUCUAAAGACUCUAAAUAAAUGUCCAGUAUUUAA